UACAGAUACACAAACACACACACAUAUACACACAUGAGCCCAUUUGAAUUGCAAGUGAGCUCCGUUCACUACCGGAGGAGGAGGAGGAGGAGGAGGUAAACAGUGGUAACAAGAGAAAAGAACAGAAGGAGAGGGGAAAGGCAAGAAGAGAAAAAGAAGGGGACCGGAUGACAUUCACACAGUCUUUAGCAGGACGAGCCUCCACGUGUGAAGGACUUAGAAAGAGGAAGAGUGAGGAGAGCGCCUGGGGGGAAGGAAGAGCACAGAGGUGCUGGGACAGCCCUGAAGGGACACCUGAGCCCUCAAAGAAACACCUCCUGAAGUAUCAGAGAGUGAGCAGCACCCCACGGGAGACGGAGUCAGAGGAGCACCCGACAACAACCUGCUGUCGCUCCUCCUCCCCUCCUCCUCCCCCUCCUCCUCCUCCAUCCUCGCUCCCUCUCUCACUUGAUCCCAUCCCUCACUCCCUGUGCAGGAGUGGUAGAGCGUGCAUGAAGAGAAGAGUUUGAGAGAGAUCCAAGACGUGGUGACCGAGGGAAAGUCGAAACAGAAACAGACACAGGGAGAAAGGACCAGAGAUGGCGCUCACAUCACUGUCCUGGUGUCUCAGUGCAGCUCUGGUGCUGUUUUGGCCCCAGACGCACUCGGCCCUGGCCCCCGAGAACGAGGUACCGCUUCGUCCAACCACAUGGUUACCAGAAGGAAAGAUCACAGCGAUUACUCUGCCCAAGGGACGGACCCGCAGGCUCUACUUCACGCUGAAGAAGAAAACUCCGGGGAUGUCGGUGACCGUCAGCCCAUGUGACCUCCCCAUCGAGUGGAGCCUGGCAGCUCGCACGCUGAAGGACAAACCCCUCAAGAGCCUUCAGUGGAGCACUAAAAAGAGUGUGCCUGAGGUUUGGUGGCGAGGUCCUGGGACUGAAGAGAAACUGCACAGCUUCACAGGCACCACGGUGGACACCUACAAGGGUCCUUCCAACCCACACACUUCUGUCUACAUCCUUCGGCUUCGUUCCAAACAGAAGAACAGCAGAGCUACAGUGUUCCUCCAUGAAGGCCUGGGACCUUCAGGCGCCUACCCUCUGCUCCCUGCUGACCCUCGAGUUCACACGUUGGGUGUCGGCAUGACCAGCGUCACCCUCAGCUGGGCGCCCAGUGACUCCAUCACCAGCCUCCCACCCACACAGAAAAAUUACAAAUACUGUGUCCUCGCCAACUCUCAGCAAAACUACCCAAGCCUUUGUGCGGCACAGCAGAGCGUGAGGAAAGAGAAGGAUCAGCAGGAGGUGAAGAAGGAGAGGAGGAGGAGGGUGACAGCGUGGCCCAUUUUGAAGGAGUGGUGGUGGCAGCAGUGGGACUCGGAAUCCCAGAGCACGCCGCCCUCCCUCGCUGAUGAGUUUGCUGAUCUCCAGUGUGUGUGUCAGGGGACAGAGAGUGUCUGCACCGUCUCCGACCUCCUCCCUGAAAAACAGUAUCACUUUGACGUCUUUGUGAUCGACAGGCUGAACAGGACCAGCGCAGCCUACAAGGGGACGUUCGCUCGAACGCAUGAGGAGGCUCGGCCAACGAUCACCACCCUGAGAGACGGGGAGCUGAGGUGGGUGACUUUUCAAGACCGAGGCUCCCGCUCUGAGCAGUUCUUCAGUUUCCGACCGAGGGGUUUACAGCAGAGUGGGCUCCUCACUCUGCAGAGCUGCAGCAAAGGCGACAAGGUCAAGGUCACAGUUUCAAGUAAAGGUCAGGUAUUAACCCAAAAGGCUGUGAGAGGAGAGUUGGAGCACAUUUGGCUGCAGGGAAGUCCUUUUCUCAUCCACUUGGAAAGAGAGGGAACGACAACAGACGCAGCUCUACCUGGAGGUCUGACGGCUUCGGUUAAAAUGCAGACCUCAUCAGCCUACCACCGCCGAGGGGUCCCGUCUCUGCCCUCCACCCUGCAGAUGAAAUCCUUCAACAGGUUACGGGGCUGCAACACUGUCACUCUGGCCUGGAUGGGCACAGAGGAAAGAAGCCUGUACUGCGUGUACCGUAGAAAGCUGGGAAACAGUGAAGCAGAGACUGGGGCUAUGACUGCACCCUGUCUGGGGCCAGAGUCCCGCUCUGACACCGAGAGAGUUCUCUGCAAGUAUUUCCAGGAGCUGAAUCCUCGGAGGGCCGUCACUACAGCUGUGAUCGGGGGCCUGGAGCCAGGGAUGGCCUACGUGUUUGAUGUCUAUCUAAUGAGACGCUGGGGGAUCCCUAUCAAGUACGCCAGCAAGAUAGUGAAGACCAGAAAGGAGUGCUGAGCUGCCGCCCCCUACAGGAGGUUUUUAGACUGUCCCACUUAAAAGGGGAAAAGCGUCGGCCAUGGACAUGCUGUAAAGAUUGACCAUGAGAAUGAAGCCGUUUGACUGUUGUGGGGAGACUGUUACCAUAACAAGGAAAUAUUCCUCUGGAGGAGCAAUGGUGAGAGACAAACUCCACUUGUACUAGUGGAUGGAAAGCAUAUGAGAUGGAUUUGCACACCAGCAAAAGUUCAUAACAUUUAAAAUACAACUCUUGUGCUUUUGUCAUUUUGUUUUGCAUUGUUGAUCAUGGUAAUGAUGUGCCAGUUGUCCAAGUGCUUAUUCUGAGUAUGAGUACAAAGGACAGACAAGGUUUUUGAUGACAGAGAGUCCACACAAAAACAACAACAGAGACUGUGCCAAAAUAUGCAACAGAAACAGAUGGGGCAAUAAUUGGAUAACAUCUGAGACGGGGGGGGGGUUGCAGUGUAUAUCUCCAGUGCUGCAUAUUGUACAGGCUUAUAAACACAGAUGGGUGAAAUCUACAGAAGCUUAGCUCAAAGUCAGUGUGUAUCUUUGUGUUCUGCUUUCGCAUGAAGCAGUGAAAAAUGCUUAGUGACUUGCCUCAUUGUCUUUGAUGUAUUCUUGUGCUGCUUCAAACUCACCAAUAAAUACUGGGGUAUCUGUGG
Labrus bergylta (ballan wrasse) is the source of this 2950-nucleotide messenger RNA. RefSeq names its product neuron-derived neurotrophic factor, like (gene ndnfl). The record is from RefSeq and is a predicted model, not a curated record. Lineage: Eukaryota; Metazoa; Chordata; Actinopteri; Labriformes; Labridae. Gene Ontology annotation, molecular function: protein binding; heparin binding.